AUGAAUCCAAACAAUCCCCCAUCUUCAAAUUCUCAAAACUCAAACCCUCAUUUUCCAUAUCCAUAUCCAAAUUCCUACUUUCCAAACACACAAAAUUUUAAUUUUAAUUCUCAAAUCCCGAAUUCUCAAUACCAAAUUCCAAAUUCUCAGAAUUCUCAAUUUCCAUUUCCGUAUCCUCAAAAUUCUCCUUAUCAAUUUCCAUUUUCCCAAUUUUUAAAUCCACAAUUUGAAACUCAACAAACACCUAUCAAUAUUCAAAAUUCUCCACAUUCACAAGUACCUCCAUUUGGUAACACAAAUAUUAUUGAUUUAAAUGAUGAUUGCGACGAAAUUGAAGAUGUACGAGAAGCGCUUGGUCAGUGGAAGUGGGUUGAAGAUAAACUCCUAAUAAGUGCAUGGUUGAAUGUGUCGAUUGAUCCACUUAUCGGUACUGAUCAAAAAGCCGAAGCAUUUUGGGACCGAAUUCAUCAAUAUUGUGAAGAAGAUAAUCCCGGCGUCAUCAAAAGAGGAGUUGUGGCUAUGAAGAAAAGGUGGUCCAGAAUAAAUGAAGGUGCUCAGAAAUUUGGUUCGUGUUAUGAUGAGGCUCAACGAGUAGUUGGGAGUGGUUCGAACUUGGAUGACGUUAUUGAGCAAGCUCAUGUACUUCAUUUAGCUAAGUACAAAAAGAAGUCUAACUUUGACAAUCACUGGCGUGAGCUUCGUAGACAACCCAAGUGGAGAACUCCUGUAAGCAGUGCAAGUUCUAAAAGAACUAAAUUAAGUGAUUCCGGACAUUACUCCUCGUCAGGAAAUAACGAUACACCAACAAAUGAGAAUAUUGCUGAAUCUCCGGUUCGUCCUAAAGGUACAAAAGCGACAAAAAGGAAAGGAAAAGGGAAGGCAAAAGUAGCAGAAGCAUUUGAAGAGUAUGAAGACAUACGGGUAAAUGCCUGUAGAAAAUUGGACCUGAUGCAGGCAUUAAACGAAACUCGUCAAAAAGAGCUUGAGGCAAAGCAAACAGAGUUAGAUUUACAAGUGAUUUUGGCAGAUACUAGUAAAAUGACUGAUGCUCAACGGAAGAUGCAUUCAAAAAUGCUUGAUAAAAUCAUGGCAAGAAGCUAG
Messenger RNA from Daucus carota subsp. sativus, 1101 nucleotides. Its product is annotated as glutathione S-transferase T3-like. The transcript has a single exon. Lineage: Eukaryota; Viridiplantae; Streptophyta; Magnoliopsida; Apiales; Apiaceae. The coding region runs from base 1 to 1101 and encodes 366 amino acids. The record is from RefSeq and is a predicted model, not a curated record.